This is a messenger RNA of Vollenhovia emeryi, 1418 nucleotides long. It is a transcript of the gene sturkopf, whose product is annotated as UPF0554 protein C2orf43 homolog. Lineage: Eukaryota; Metazoa; Arthropoda; Insecta; Hymenoptera; Formicidae. Gene Ontology annotation, cellular component: lipid droplet. The transcript has 3 exons. Gene Ontology annotation, molecular function: lipase activity. The record is from RefSeq and is a predicted model, not a curated record. Gene Ontology annotation, biological process: lipid storage. The coding region runs from base 193 to 1128 and encodes 311 amino acids.
UGCUCCACGUAAUCGUGUAUUAUACCAUAUUAUACAGUUCACGUUCCGCAUUCGUGAUUGAACCAUGAUAAGACCUGGUUUUGUCUGUUGUUGUGUGUGACACGUCGGACGAUACCGCGAAAGGCCAGCGUUUGUCGAUUCGAGCAAGCCGAUACGAAACGCGAAGCAACUUGGUGUCGUUCGAGAAGAAAGAUGCGUCGAGCUACGAUUACGUGCAACCAGGUGCAGACCGAGGUGAUCUCGCAGGGUCGUUGGAUAGAGGAGGACCCGCUGCCGCAUUCCAGCAAGAAGGUAGUCCUCAUCAUUCCCGGGAAUCCAGGUAUCCCGCAAUUUUACGAGGGCUUCAUCCAGGAGCUCAAUUCGAGAUUAACGUCGGACACGCCCGUGUGGAUCAUCGGGCACGGUGGACACGCACAACCACCAGAGAACCUGGCCAUCGCCAUGCCCGGCGACGACAAGUGGGCAGAGUGCUACGGUCUGACGGCGCAGAUUCAACACAAGAUUGAGUUCAUACGAAGAUACAUUCCAGAGGAUGCGCAUCUCCAUAUCAUUGGACAUUCCAUAGGUGCCUGGUUUGUACUGAAUUUGCUCAAGAACGACGACAUUGAAAAAAGGAUACGGAGAUGCUAUCUGUUGUUCCCUACGAUAGAGUACAUGGCGGAGACCCCUAAUGGAAUGUUCUUUAACAAUUUUGUGUCACGUGCAGCACCAGUUAUUAUUUUCCUGUCUUGGAUCUUCACGUCGAUGUUUCCAGUAACUCUACAAACAUUUAUGAUACGUCUUUUCGGUCUAUUUUGGGGUAUUCCAGCCAAAUCCGUUGAAGCGGUUCGAAAAAUGCUGAAUCCAUCGGUCUUGCGUAGAAUAAUUAAUCUUGGCAGGGAAGAGAGUAUAUAUGUCAGAGAAGCUGAUCAUGAGACUAUAUCGAAACAUACUGAUAAACUUUGGUUGUAUUACGGUGCCAGUGACGGUUGGGCCCCAGUGAAGUAUUUUAGAAACAUAAAGUCAAAGUAUCCUGAUCUGAAUGCCCAUUUAUGUCAGCGUGGUCUUCAGCAUUCGUUUGUAUUGAAUGAUGAUGUGGUCAUGGGUCGUAUCGUAGCUGAUGUCAUCAACGAAGAUUCGAAACAUUGAUAUUUCAGUUAAUUAUUUACACAAUGCAUUAUUUUUGCUGAAUAUCAUUUUAUACUUUUGUACGUGGGCUUACAAUAUCAUUAGUUCUGUAUCGUGAUAUUCUUUUUUUAUAGUUUUAUAUGCAUUUAUGUAUGCAUUUAUUAUUUUAUACACUUAUCGUUCCAUCACUUUUUAGAUUAUGAGGCUACUGUUGUUGGUAUGGUUAUUGUAUGUCUUGGUAUUUGUUACAUUAUUAAUUUUACAGGAAUGGAUCAAUAAUUUAUGAUCAAAUAUAAAAUGUGAACAAAAAA